AUGGCAUCUACAGAGCACGAUUACCCUUCGUCACUCGCAUCCGACGACGAAAUCGAAUCUCAGUCUCAUGAGUCUGUCACCAAUGGCGGCAUUGCGUCAUUAGAGAAACAGACAACUGCUGCAUCUACUUCGGGCCGGUCGGUUUUUGAAAGAGCGCAAUCUGCUGUUUCGCGCAUUCGCAGUCGAGAACCUGGUCAAACCGCACAGUUUACCCACCCUCUAUCGCAUACGAGAACGAGCCCGGACGUCAUCGUUGACUUCGAUGGUCCCGAUGAUCCAUACCGACCCAUCAAUUGGGGGUUCAGAAAGAAGGCAGUAACUACAAUCCUCUAUGGAAUGACAACUAUGGGAACGACAUGGGCGAGUUCGAUCUAUUCGACUGGCACCGACCAAGUCGCUAAGGAGUUCAAUGUCUCGACAGAAGUCGCAACGCUGGGAACUUCCUUGCUCCUGUUUGGCCUGGCUGUAGGGCCUCUUGUUUGGGCUCCGCUUUCCGAGCUAUAUGGUCGCAAACCGGCUGUUUUGGCGCCGUAUUUCAUUGCUGCGAUCAUGUCAUUCGGUACUGCGACUGCGAAGGACCUGCAGACUAUCAUGCUGACCCGGUUCUUUACUGGCUUUUUUGGCUCGGCCCCUGUUACCAACACCGGCGGUGUACUCAGUGAUAUUUGGUCUCCCGAGCAGCGAGGUGCUGCCAUAGUAGGCUAUGCUCUAGCAGUGGUCGGCGGUCCUGUUCUGGGUCCGAUUGUUGGUGGUGCGGUAACUCAGAGCUACCUGCACUGGAGAUGGACGGAAUACCUUACUGGUAUUAUGAUGAUGGCCUUCCUCGUGCUCGAUAUCAUCUUUGUUGAUGAGUCCUAUCCGCCCCAGCUUCUAGUCUACAAGGCACGACGGUUGCGCUUCGAAACAGGCAACUGGGCUCUGCAUGCUCGCCAUGAAGAAUGGGACGCCACGCUCAAUGAACUCGGCAAAAAGUACCUCAUUCGACCCUUUCAACUCCUCGCAACCCCAAUUUGCUUCCUUGUCGCCAUAUACGCCUCCUUCGUCUACGGUAUCCUCUACCUAAGUCUAGCAGCCUUCCCAAUCGUCUUCCAAGAGAUUCGCGGCUGGAACCAAGUCGUCGGCGCACUGCCUUUCCUUGCCUACCUCGUCGGCAUCUUCAUCGGCGCCGCAGUUAAUCUAUCUAACCAAAAAUUCUACAUCAGCCGCUUCAAAGCAAACAACAACCGGCCAGUCCCAGAAGCCCGCCUUCCGCCAAUGAUGUUAGGUUCAGUGAUGUUCGCCGCGGGAAUGUUCUUAUUUGGCUGGACGAGUCAGCCUAAUAUUCACUGGAUAGCACCGAUCAUCGGAGCCGUCAUGAUGGGAUUAGGCUUCUUCACCAUCUUCCAAGCAGCCCUCAACUACCUCGUCGAUACAUUUCAAAAGACUUCCGCUAGUGCUAUCGCCGCUAACACCUUCCUGCGCUCCCUGUUCGCAGGAGCGUUCCCGCUGUUUACAAAUGCCAUGUUUCAUAACCUCGGUGUGCCGUGGGCGGCUAGUAUCCUCGGCUUCAUCUCCGUGGCUCUCAUCCCUAUUCCGUACCUAUUCUUCACGUACGGUAAACGAAUUCGCGCUCGUGGGGAAUGGUCUCGUGAAUCGCUGUAA
Molecule: messenger RNA, 1641 nt
Organism: Penicillium taxi
Lineage: Eukaryota; Fungi; Ascomycota; Eurotiomycetes; Eurotiales; Aspergillaceae
Product: MFS transporter
Exons: 2
Coding region: 1-1641 (546 amino acids)
Biological process (GO): transmembrane transport
Molecular function (GO): transmembrane transporter activity
Source: RefSeq, a predicted model, not a curated record